CACUAUACCUCAAUCCUCCACAGAACUUAUAAACACGGUGGCCAAUAACCAGCCUUACAAAAUGCUCCUCCGCGGUACUCCACUCAUCCACCACCCACCACCUCACCACCGUCACCACCCACCACUCCUCACCACCAACACCCUCAAACCACCACCACCCACCACCCGGAUCUCCCCCACCAAACUUCUCCUCACCUCCACAGCAACAACAGUAGCAGCAAUAAUAUUGUUCUCCACAACCACCAUGCCAUCAACAGCAGCCGCCGCAGAACUCAGAACACCGCCACCGGACGCCGCCGAGACUCUCUCAAACAUUCCACAAAUGUUGUCAGGAGAUUGUGUUCAGGGGCAAGAUGGGGAUUGCAAGAAGGCUAGGAUACAGAAGCCGAAAUCAAGGAAAGCGGAAUCGUGUACGAUAAAGUGUGUGACCACUUGUAUACGAGGUGGUGAUGGGUCGCCUGGAGAAGGGCCGUUUAAUGUUCGGAGACCGUUGGUUGUGUUCAAGCAGGGGUUUAGGAGUCGGCAUUAUUGUUUGGUGGAGUGUUCGGAUAUUUGUAAUUUGAUAAGAGAUGGAGAUGAUGGGCCUUGAAAGUAAUUGGUAUGUGAAUUGUGAUUGUUUAUAUGGUUUUUUCAAUUGGAUAACUUGUUAUAGUGAUUUUUAUGGUCAGUUCAACAAUGUUUAUAGAGAUUUGUUGAUUUUUAUUAUCA
This is a messenger RNA of Helianthus annuus (common sunflower), 708 nucleotides long. RefSeq lists its product as uncharacterized. The coding region runs from base 62 to 589 and encodes 175 amino acids. Lineage: Eukaryota; Viridiplantae; Streptophyta; Magnoliopsida; Asterales; Asteraceae. The transcript has a single exon. The record is from RefSeq and is a predicted model, not a curated record.